Messenger RNA from Penicillium vulpinum, 1707 nucleotides. Its product is annotated as FAD-dependent oxidoreductase. NCBI's taxonomy places the organism in Eukaryota, Fungi, Ascomycota, Eurotiomycetes, Eurotiales, Aspergillaceae. Bases 1 to 1707 code for a protein of 568 amino acids. Gene Ontology annotation, molecular function: FAD binding; oxidoreductase activity. The record is from RefSeq and is a predicted model, not a curated record. The transcript has 5 exons.
AUGCGGUUUUAUAGAUCCCCAUCUCUUCUCUUGUUGUGCAUCUUCUCUGUUCUGCAGGCGUCCGCCGGAUUAUCCUUGAACUGCCGAUGCAUGCCCGGGGAUAGUUGUUGGCCGUCCUCGGAUGACUGGGCCCGCUUCAACACAUCCAUUGGAGGCCGAUUAGUGAGCACGCAACCACUGGCAAGCCCCUGUCAUGACCCAUUCUAUAACGCCAGUGAGUGUCUUGCUCUGAGACAACAGUGGACAAAGCCAGAGCUCCACGAUGAUUCAUCUUCUUCCAUUAUGGCAGCUUCUGUGGCCAAUGAAACCUGUGAUGCCUUUGGUCCCCGAUCGAAACCCUGCACCCUGGGUGCGAUGGUGCGCUAUGCCGUCAAUGCCAGCUCUCCAGACGACUUUGUGAAGACCAUUCGAUUCUCCCAGGAGCGAAAUAUCCGUCUGGUUGUUCGCAACACAGGCCAUGAUUAUUUGGGGAAGUCAACAGGUGCAGGCGCACUAUCUAUCUGGACCCAUUCUCUCAAGGAUAUUAAAUUCCUGAACUAUACUAGUUCGCAAUAUACCGGACCGGCUGUUCGGCUGACCGCGGGUAUUCAAGGCGGGGAUGUCUACGAUGCCGCCCACAAGAAAGGGCUAGUGAUCGUAGGCGGCGAAUGUGCCACUGUAGGCCCCGUUGGUGGUUACACACAGGGAGGCGGUCAUUCGGCUCUAAGCUCCCGAUACGGCCUUGGGGCAGACCAGGUCUUGGAAUGGGAGGUUGUGGAUGGGAUGGGGCGAUUGCUCACUGCAUCACCCACCCAAAACCCAGAUCUGUACUGGGCUCUCAGUGGAGGUGGCGCAGGUACAUACGGUGUUGUAUACGCCAUGACCGUCAAGGCAUUCCCCGACUUCCCCGUCACGGGCGUUGUUCUCCAAUUCGAGAACAAAAAUCCCUCAUCGAACCGCUACUUUGAAGCUAUAGGCCACUACCAUCGUCACUUGCCCACAUACACCACGGCUGGCGGGAUGGCAAUUGCACAGAUCACAAACUCGUCAUUCCUGCUCACCCCUCUGACACUGCCUGAUUAUACUGCAGCAAAGGCUAAGAAAUUGGUGGCGCCCUUUUUGGAAGACCUGCACAAACUGAACAUCUCUUAUACUUUGAACAUCACCCAAUCGCCCUCGUAUUACCAGCAUUAUAUGGAACUGAUUGAGCCAAACCCAACACAAUUGGUGCAAAACGGGCAAUAUGGUGGUCGUCUCCUCCCGAUUGACCUCAUCCAGCGCAACAACUCGCAGCUCACGGAUGCGGUCAAGAAAAUCACCAUGGACGGGGCUGCGUUUGUGGGCAUUGGCAUGAAUGUCUCGUCAUCUGUGACCGGCAAUGUCUGGAAUUCAGUUCUGCCUGCAUGGCGUACAGCAGCAAUGACUGUAAUUUUGUCUACUAACUGGCCCGCCGGUGCCAAUCUCACCGAAAUGAAAACUCUGGCCGACAAAAUGACGGACAAAUGGGUGCCUAUUCUGACAGACUUGAGUCCAGAUUCGGGUUGUUAUAUGAACGAGGCUAAUCCCCUACAGCCAGACUGGAAGCAGACCUUCUACGGUCGCAACUACAAUUCGCUGUACGCGAUCAAGUCCAAGUAUGACCCAUUGCGGACAUUCUAUGCCCCGACCGCAGUGGGCAGUGACGACUGGCAAGUCGAGGCUGGUGGUCGUUUGUGCCAGGCCGCCUAA